GUUUCUCAGCAGCAUCUUGGAUUGCUGCCACUCUGGGGCUCUUGCGUUUUGCUGUCGGCGUUGAUCAAUCCGCAUCUCUGUUCGUUCCGCCUUCUGCUCAGUCCAGUCACACUUCCCCUCUUUGUCAGAUUCCAGCCUCAACUCUAUUGAAUGCUGUGAUGCGUACGCGCUCGCUUGUCUGUGAGCAUGGCGGUCGAUCGCCAUCGUUAUGCUUCUGUCUUUGUCAAAGCCGCCUCCUGUUGUUGGUCUGUGCCGCGCUGCUCGUGACCGUGGCCAUGCUCCCAGCCCAACACGCACAUGCUACAACCGCGUCUUUGCCACAGUCGACGCCAACCGGCGACAGGUUGUUGGAUCGGACUGACCCAUCUACGACCGCCGCGAACGCAGACCCGCUCAGCCUCGUCGACUUUGACGAAGCUGCCGCCCUCGAGCGCUUGCAGGCCGACAGUUCAGUCAAUGGCCAGGAUCCGCUUGCAACGGCGCGCGUCAAGAUGCUCAAUCCGGACAAGGCCAUCGCGCAAACCACCAUGACGCUGCAGCUCGCCUCCGCUCCCCGGCACCAGGAGGCAUUUGCAAAGUUAGUGCAGCGGGAGCUACAAAGACACGUGCUCGAUGGCAUUGCUUCGGUGUCGAACUCGCAGGGCUUUACUGCACAACUUUGCUCGCCCGUCAAGAUUGCGGUGCUGGUUGUCGAUCGGAACCGCGAUUCUCGCUCAGAGCAGUCGCCUGUCGACAGCCGCGCGCUCGAAGAGCCAGGUGCGGCCUAUUCAUGGUCGGCUGGACACCCAGACGAGACCCGGACAAUCCUAGAUACGAGCGAUGCGCUUGAGGGCGUCGCUGUUCUCCAACUCACCACUUUUGUGCGCCUGGCAUUUCCAUCAGACUCGCGUGACGGAGGAGGAUGCCUGCGGCUGGCAUUUUCCCUUCAACCGCGAAUGGACGCUGGUCGACUAAACCUCGUCAUGCACUCUGUUCAACUCCAACCGUCCACCUGCAGCGAAUGCCCCAAAGCUGAGCCGGAGGUGGAUUGGAGUCUCCAGCCUUACUCGAACGCUUUGCAUGCACUUGCCACUGCUGCUAGGGCAGAAAACAUCUCCAGAUUGGCCAAUACUCUUCUCCAGAACUGGCUUGGGCACGAUGCUCUCCCGCACGCUGUAUCGCUUGCGUUGGCCGGAGUUGGCCCGAUCGCUGCUCCUCACGGCCAACUGCCACCAUCAUGGAAUGCGUGGAUUGAGCCUGGACCGCCUCGACUCGUCCUAGAGUGGCGGGAAAGUCGACCAGACCUUCCAUUGCUCGGCGACGGUACGGAGCUCUUCAUCCAGCACUUUGCGCAACUGUCUGUGAUUGAUGUGCAAGUUCCGUGUGUUCGCAUCGCCGAACUAGUCCAAUCGUUUCUUCGGAAGGAAGUGAAGGAAGUGUUUGCCGACGCGACUGGACGCGUGCAAAUGUCCCAGGUUCGUGUUGGCUGCGCGGACCAGUUUAACGUCGACGAUCCUCGAAUCUCGCUCACGCUGGAAGCCACCCUCGCGAUGGCACGGCGCGCUGAUGCCCAGUCCCCGUGGGUGAAUGUGAAUGUCGACAUCCGCGCCUUCAUCAACAUUCCCGGGUCUCUGCAAACCGUUGUGAGUCACCUCACCUUCUUGCGGCCCGUACCGAGUGGCACGAACGCGCCACGAGGCCCUGGCGCACAGGACGGCGAUUGGACAGCACAGGCGACCGAGGCCGCCAAGCUCUUUCGCGAGGACAUCCGCACUCGCCUCCAACUCGCGUUACGCGAAUUUGCUACUCUUGAUCGGGUUCUAGCCCACGUACGCCAACAACUGGCUUUUCCACCGCAAUAUCGUCUCGAAGUGCACAACGUGUACACGCAUCGGAUUGAUCAGAGCACAGUGGGAGCGACCUUGACAAUCACUCACCCGUUCUCGGCGCUCGAACGAACACUCGCUCAGUUCCUUGCACCAUGACCGCAGAUGACCGCAAAGCUUUUGAUACCAAUGGCAAGAGAGUCACCAUCGCAUUUAUUGUUGUUUCAUGGCGGAGUUGUGAUUGUGCAGAAUUUUCAAUGUUAAAUACAACGAUUACAAAAUGAUA
Molecule: messenger RNA, 2091 nt
Organism: Capsaspora owczarzaki ATCC 30864
Lineage: Eukaryota; Filasterea; Ministeriida; Capsasporidae
Exons: 1
Coding region: 159-1964 (601 amino acids)
Source: RefSeq, a predicted model, not a curated record